UUUCCAAUAUUUUUCUUUAUUUUCUCCCUCCAUCUGUUUCGAGUCUCUCUCGUUCAUGUUGGCUAUAUAUAAUAGGAAAUGGAGCAAAUGAGAUCAAAAAAACCAAAAUCUGAGAAAGGAGCACCGCCUUCUCAUUCUAGUGUCUUACCUUCCAUUCAGCAAAAUGCAAAACUUCCAUUUUUGCUAUUAGCCUCCUCCGACACGCCUCUCUCACACGGCAGUGUUACCAACAACCAACCAACACUAUAAGGUAGAAAAGUAGAGCUGUAUUAUUAUAGAGAAGGAAGAAAGAACAAAAUCUCUCUCUCUCUCUCUAAACUCUCUCUCUCUCUCUCUCUGAUAUUCUCAACGUGAACGCCUACUCAUUCAUCAUUAUCGUUCUUUUGGAUUGUUAGUGUACAGCUCCUGUGUGCUUUCUUUCUUUCUCUCUCUCUCUCUCUCUCUCUCGCGAGUGGGUGUCUUUGAGAGGCAGAGCUUAUUGUGCCAAACCUUUUCUCUCUAAUAUUCACAGGUUUGCCUCGGCAAUCUGCACCGGCUCACCAAACGAUUAUCCAGGACACACCCAGAUUCUUUCUCCAAAUACACAUUUGUUCAUGCUCACAACCCAGAUGGUGAAAUGCCCUUCUUCGCAAUAGGAGACGAUCUCUCACGCUUAGCUCAACAACAACAACAACAACACCACCACCGACGCACUGUUCUCAAUCGCGUCCUUCACCUACAUGCCAUAUUCAAUAAUGGGCAUCUCUGUUUUGUUGAAUAAAAUCCCAGCUUUAUCAUCAGCAGCACAAUCACCGAAUACCCUUUUGAGUGCUAUUCAAGGUUUGCCAGUAUUGGAGCUUUCUUCCAUCUGCAUCAAUUUGACACUCUUUCUUGUAUUCCUCUUCAUUAUCUCGGCGAGGCAGAUAUUUGUGUGUGUGGGUAGGAUACGAAUUAUUAAGGAUGAUUCGGCUGCGAAUGCAAGUCCAAUUCGGCAUAGUGUCGACGGAGAAAUCGGCGAUGUUAGUAUCGGCACCGGGUAUAAAAUUACAGUCUCUUGUUGUUUCUAUGUGUUGUUUGCGCAAGUUUUGGUAUUGGGGUUCGAUGGGGUUGGUUUAAUAAGAGAGAGUGUUAAUGGGAAGGUUGUUGAUUGGUCUGGCCUGUUCUUGCCAGCUGCACAAAGUUUAGCUUGGUUCGUGUUGAGCUUUUCAGCUCUGCAUUGUAAAUUCAAGGUGUCUGAGAAAUUCCCAUUAUUGUUGAGGGUGUGGUGGGUUGCCUCAUUUUCGAUUUGUUUGUGUACUCUCUAUGUUGAUGGGAGAGGAUUCUUAGGUGAAGGUUCAAAGCACUUGUGUUCUCAUGCUGUGGCAAAUUUUGCUGUGACCCCAGCUCUUGCUUUCCUUGGUUUUGUCGCAAUUAGUGGUGUUACUGGUAUACAAGUUUGUAGGAACUCUGAUCUUCAAGAACCUUUGCUUGAAGAAGACGCAGGGUGUCUUAAGGUUACCCCUUAUAAUGAUGCCGGGCUUUUUACCUUGGCCACACUUUCUUGGCUGAACCCACUUCUUUCAAUUGGUGCAAAGAGACCGCUUGAGCUUAAGGACAUUCCUCUUCUUGCGCCAAAAGAUAGAGCCAAGACCAAUUAUAAGGUUUUGAAUUCGAAUUGGGAGAGAUUGAAGGCUGAAAACCCUUCAAAGCACCCUUCUUUAGCUAGGGCAAUUCUCAAGUCAUUUUGGAAAGAAGCAGCGUGUAAUGCCAUUUUUGCUGGUUUGAAUACUCUUGUUUCGUAUGUGGGACCGUAUAUGAUUAGCUACUUUGUUGAUUACUUGGGGGGGAUAAACAGUUUCCCCAAUGAGGGGUAUCUUCUUGCUGGAAUAUUCUUUGCUGCAAAACUUAUAGAGACAUUAACAACCCGGCAGUGGUACCUUGGGGUGGACAUUUUGGGCAUGCAUGUGAGAUCAGCUUUAACAGCAAUGGUGUAUCGAAAGGGGAUCAGGCUUUCAAGCUUGGCAAAGCAAAGUCACACCAGUGGAGAAAUUGUUAACUACAUGGCAGUUGAUGUCCAGAGAGUGGGCGACUACUCUUGGUAUCUGCAUGAUAUAUGGAUGCUUCCUCUGCAAAUCAUUCUUGCCCUUGCAAUUUUGUAUAAGAAUGUUGGAAUUGCUUCUGUUGCGACAUUGAUUGCCACCAUCAUCUCCAUUGUUGUUACUGUUCCUGUGGCAAAGAUACAAGAAAAUUAUCAAGACAAGUUAAUGACUGCUAAGGAUGAAAGAAUGAGGAAAACCUCUGAGUGUCUAAGGAACAUGAGGAUUCUUAAGUUGCAAGCUUGGGAGGACCGGUAUCGAGUGGAGUUGGAGGAAAUGCGGGGUGUAGAGUUCAAGUGGCUACGGAAAGCCCUUUAUUCUCAAGCUUUUAUUACAUUCAUUUUCUGGAGCUCCCCCAUAUUUGUUUCAGCUGUCACUUUUGGUACUUCCAUAUUGUUGGGUGCUCAGCUCACUGCAGGCAGUGUUCUUUCUGCUCUGGCCACUUUCAGAAUCCUCCAAGAACCACUCAGGAAUUUUCCUGAUUUGGUGUCUAUGAUGGCUCAGACAAAAGUUUCUCUUGAUCGAAUUUCCGGAUUUCUGCAGGACGAAGAGUUGCAGGAAGAUGCCACCAUUGUCCUACCACGAGGCAUUUCUAACGUGGCCUUAGAAAUUAAGGAUGGCAUAUUCUCCUGGGACCCUUCCUCUCCGACACCGACAUUAUCAGGAAUAGAAAUGAAAGUUGAGAAAGGAAUGCGUGUUGCUGUUUGUGGUAUGGUUGGUUCUGGGAAAUCAAGCUUUCUCUCUUGCAUCCUUGGAGAGAUUCCAAAAAUCUCUGGUGAAGUACAAGUAUGUGGUACUGCAGCUUAUGUAUCCCAGUCAGCAUGGAUACAGUCAGGAAAUAUAGAAGAAAACGUUCUUUUUGGCAGCCCAAUGGACAAAGCAAAGUACAAAAGUGUUUUACAUGCUUGUUCACUGAAAAAGGAUUUGGAACUUUUCUCACAUGGAGAUCAGACCAUUAUUGGUGAUAGAGGUAUAAAUUUGAGUGGCGGCCAGAAGCAACGAGUGCAGCUUGCGAGAGCACUGUAUCAAGAUGCAGACAUUUAUUUACUUGAUGAUCCCUUUAGUGCGGUUGAUGCACACACUGGUUCUGAAUUAUUUAAGGAAUGCAUAUUGACAGCACUAGCAAGUAAAACUGUCAUUUUUGUGACCCAUCAAGUUGAAUUUCUGCCUGCUGCGGAUCUGAUACUGGUUCUUAAAGCAGGCCGCAUCAUACAAGCAGGAAGAUAUGAUGAUCUUUUACAAGCUGGAACUGAUUUUAAAACUUUGGUCUCAGCUCACCAUGAAGCAAUUGAAGCUAUGGACAUUCCCAGUCACUCAUCAGAAGAUUCAGAUGAAAGCUUAUCUCUGGAUGGAUCUCUUAUACGUAAAACUUCUGUCCCAGCUGAAAAUGGUGGUAUUGGCAGUUUGGUAAAGGAAGUGCAAGAAGGUGUAUCACCUUCCGACCAGAAAGCAAUUAAAGAGAAAAAGAAAGCAAAACGCUCAAGGAAAAAGCAGCUAGUUCAGGAAGAGGAAAGGGUCAGAGGAAGGGUCAGCAUGAAGGUCUACUUGUCAUAUAUGGCUGCAGCAUAUAAGGGCUUAUUGAUUCCACUCAUAAUUGUUGCACAAGCACUGUUUCAGUUCCUUCAAAUUGCUAGUAAUUGGUGGAUGGCUUGGGCAAAUCCCCAAACAGUAGGAGAUCAACCUAGAGUGAGUCCUAUGGUCCUUCUGGUUGUUUAUAUGGCCUUUGCUUUUGGAAGCUCUUGGUUUGUCUUUGUUAGGGCAGUCCUGGUAGCUACAUUUGGUUUAGCAGCUGCACAGAAAUUGUUUCUGAAUAUGCUUAGAAGUGUGUUUCGGGCACCAAUGUCUUUCUUUGACUCCACUCCAGCUGGACGGGUCUUGAAUCGUGUGUCAGUUGAUCAAAGUGUUGUGGAUCUUGAUAUUCCUUUUAGACUUGGUGGGUUUGCUUCAACGACAAUUCAGCUUAUGGGGAUUGUUGGUGUGAUGACAACAGUUACCUGGCAAGUUUUGCUUCUUGUUGUCCCUAUGGCAGUUGCCUGCUUGUGGAUGCAGAAAUACUACAUGGCUUCAUCAAGAGAAUUGGUUCGUAUUGUGAGCAUCCAGAAAUCUCCAAUUAUGAAUCUUUUUGGUGAAUCUAUUGCUGGAGCAGCAACAAUUAGAGGCUUUGGACAAGAAAAAAGAUUCAUGAAGAGGAACCUUUACCUUCUUGAUUGUUUUGCUCGCCCAUUCUUUUGUAGUCUUGCAGCUAUUGAAUGGCUCUGCCUACGAAUGGAGUUGCUCUCAACCUUUGUAUUUGCUUUCUGCAUGAUUUUGCUUGUGAGCUUUCCACAUGGGAGUAUUGAUCCAAGCAUGGCAGGCCUUGCUGUAACAUAUGGCCUUAAUUUGAAUGCACGACUAUCGCGGUGGAUACUUAGCUUUUGCAAGCUUGAAAACAAAAUUAUUUCCAUAGAAAGGAUUUACCAGUACAGCCAGAUUCCAGGAGAAGCCCCACCAAUUAUUGAGGAAUCUCGCCCUCCAGCCUCAUGGCCUGAGAAUGGAACAAUUGAUAUUAUUGAUUUAAAGGCUCGUUACAAGGAGAAUCUUCCUAUGGUGCUUCAUGGGAUAACCUGCACGUUUCCUGGUGGAAAGAAGAUUGGAAUUGUUGGGCGUACUGGAAGUGGUAAAUCUACUUUGAUUCAGGCUUUGUUUCGACUAAUUGAACCAUCAGGUGGGAGAAUCCUUAUAGACAACGUUGAUAUUUCAACAAUUGGACUUCAUGACCUUCGUAGCCGUCUGAGUAUCAUACCUCAGGAUCCUACCUUAUUUGAAGGGACCAUUAGGGACAAUCUUGAUCCCCUUGAAGAGCAUUCAGAUCAUGAAAUUUGGCAGGCACUUGAUAAGUCUCAGCUUGGAGAGAUAAUCCGUGAUAAAGAGCAAAAGCUUGAUACACCUGUGCUUGAAAAUGGAGAUAAUUGGAGUGUGGGUCAGAGGCAACUUGUUUCCUUGGGUCGGGCUUUACUUAAGCAAGCAAGAAUACUGGUUCUUGAUGAAGCAACAGCAUCAGUUGAUACAGCCACUGAUAAUCUCAUCCAGAAGAUUAUUCGAACUGAGUUUAAGGAUUGUACUGUAUGCACAAUUGCACAUCGUAUUCCAACUGUUAUCGACAGCGAUCUAGUUCUGGUACUCAGUGACGGUCGAGUUGCAGAGUUUGAUACUCCAGCGCGACUAUUAGAUGAUAAAUCAUCCAUGUUUCUAAAAUUGGUGACUGAGUAUUCAUCACGGGCAAGUGGCAUACCAGAUUUUUGAUUGGCUGCCAUGCCUGAGAAACCCCCCCCCCCCCCCCCCCAAGUCAAGGGAAGGGAGAAGAAGACUACUCAAAACCGAACCGGCCGAGGCUGCUCUGCUUAUCCCUGCCGCAUCCGGCAAGUUGACAGACAAUGGCAGGGACGACAAAGGUGCUGUCGUGUUACUUAGCCAGAACCCCUCGGAGGAAAUUAGUUACUAGUUCAAAGUGAUUAGGAGUUAAUUCAUCCCCUUGAGCGGGGAAUUCUUGCACAGUUGGCAUAAUUUGUAACAGAAAAUAAGUCGGGCUGGUAGAGGCAAUAAUAAUAAUCACACGAAAGAGAAAAUGCACGGCUAAUUUGUGUUUAAGGCAGUCCAAUAACAUAGUGUUUAGGCUGAGGCAGGUUGUUGGUAACUAGGAAAUUUGUAGAGCUGAACAAGUCAAUGUCUAUUCCACAAUUUCUAGUGCCAAAAAUGCAGUUUAGACUCAGUAUUCAAUUUCAUGAAUGUAAUUAUUUGUCUUCUUCUUUUCA
Messenger RNA from Alnus glutinosa, 5845 nucleotides. RefSeq names its product ABC transporter C family member 5. NCBI's taxonomy places the organism in Eukaryota, Viridiplantae, Streptophyta, Magnoliopsida, Fagales, Betulaceae. Gene Ontology annotation, molecular function: ABC-type transporter activity; ATP binding; ATP hydrolysis activity. The coding region runs from base 720 to 5336 and encodes 1538 amino acids. The record is from RefSeq and is a predicted model, not a curated record. The transcript is spliced from 12 exons. Gene Ontology annotation, cellular component: vacuolar membrane; plant-type vacuole. Gene Ontology annotation, biological process: transmembrane transport.